UUGUAAAAUACAUAUCAUAAAUAUUGUAAUAACAUUCAUAACGGUCUUUGGUAAUACGUUAAUGCAAUGGCUUUUCAACAAGGUAGAACCACAUGAAUGGAAAAUGUUUUCUACAAAUGGAAUGACAUAGAUCAAGUGAUAAUGCAUGGCAUUAAAAGAGUAGUAAUUUUCUGCAUACUUACUACCGUAUUGCCAAUGCUGUUACUUGCAAUUCCGCUGUAUCUACGUCAUAGUCUGUAUGCCGACGUAGCAUAUGCAGUUACCGAGUCUGAUAUUUUGGAAGUACAAGAUGGAAUUUCAACAAUAUUUUGCUCGAAACAUACUUUGCAAAUGAAUGAAACUUUCAAUGCUUUUCAAAUGAAACAUCGACCAGAGAUAGCUUCGUACCGAAAACACAUAAGGCUAAAAAAGAGUAUGACUCUACCUGAUGAUACUUUGGAAUAUUGGGGUUUUUAUCUACUGAAGGGUGCGACCGUUGCACUUUCUGUUUGUUCUAGAUUCGAAGGUGCUUCGAUACUUGUUGUUAAAGGUGAACGGAACCUUCGUACUUGUGGCAUGUUGGAACAUAAUGAGAAUAAAGCACGAGCAAAAGGUAUAUUUUUACCCGAAGCUAACAAACAAAUGAAAGUAGAAUCUAUUGCACAAUCAAAAACUUCUCAUAAAGUUAAUGAAAUAUCUUUGAGCACUACGCAGAAUAUAAAUCUCAAUAAUUUACAUACUAGUCAAGUAGAUGCUUUCAAUAAAAGCAAGCACCCAGAGGAAAUCAAUUCCUUAAGGGAAUCGUUUCGUACACUCAGUGAUUUAAAUUAUUCCAACACAAAUAGUAGGCCCGUAGAAGAUGAAGUGCAACAUUUAUAUCGAACAGCGGAAACAUACGUUCGAAAGCAUAUUCGUGAGGAAACACCAAAGAAACAACUACAGGAGAAAAGAAAGUUGCGGCAUGCAAGACAACGGUUGCGUACCAUUAAAAUGGAUAAGGGCAAAAAAGAAAAGGAACGGUAUAAUUACAAGUACGCGUUAAGAAAAUCAUUACAUAAAGAGCAGAAUCAUAAAAAAGUGCAUAGAUCGAUAAGACAAUCACAACCUAUGUUAGAAAUGAAAAUAAAAAAACUAUCAGAAUUAUUAGAAACGGAUAGAAAUUUGAAUGUGGAAGCAGAGGAAAACGAGGAAAUUGAGAAAAAAGAUGUCUUUCAAGAUAUUCAGAGAAACCAAUUUAGAAAGAAGAGAAAUCAAGCUCCUAUAAAAGAACCAGCAUUACUUGAUCAAGGAGUCAAGCAUGGUGGUAACGCAAUAAGAAAUUUAACAGAAACGGAUGAAGAAUCAUCAGUUUCCAGUUUCGAGAAUGGUUUAUUGAACUGUUACGAGGGCCAAGUGUUACUUGCUCGUGAAUUUGAUCCCAAUAAACUGUGCACAAAUGUAAGCUAUUUAGAAAGUGGUAGACAUAUGCAAACGAGACACGAAGUUGCCGAAGAUGGAUACUACUAUUAUAUAUUUUAUAGUGACAAUGAUUUUGUCUCCAAUGAUAUCCAUGCUGUUUUUGACAUUUAUAAACCAACAUUUCAAUACGAGAACGUAACGAGAUCGUGUAUAAAUGUGACACACUGUUCAUUUUCACUUGAUUUAUUAUCAUCCAAUAGGGUAAUAGUCGAAUUGCCCACUAAAGAUGGUAUCGAACAAAUAGAGGAUGAUAUCGCUCUGCUCGUUUCAACGUGUCAACCAAGAAUGAGCAUGUACAUUAUUUUUCCAAUUUCCGUAUUAUUUCUUGUACUUGGAUGUGCUUUUUUAUAAAUAUAAUUGUAAAUGUUUGUUUAAAUAUUAUCUAAACUAAGAAUUAAGAACACAAGAACAUUUUUUUAGGCCUAUCUCCUGUUCAUAAUUGCACGUAAUUAUGACUACUUUUAGGGAUUCAUGAGUAAUAUUACUUUAAUACAGGAAAAAAGUGUAAAGUACUUCAACUUUAAUUCGAGUAUUGAGAUUGCGGCGAGAACUCGUUGAUAAUGUCGAUAGUUUUGUAAAAUAUAAAUUUAUAUCUUCAUGAGAUAAAAUGCGAUAAACUUUGUUAAAAUCCUUGUUCUUACUGAUGCGGAAUAACGCUUUGUCGAUUGUAACUUUUUGUAUGUACGAAAUGCGUAAAGUUGACAGUCUGAUCUUUACAAAAUUUAAAUUUCUUUAUCUUAACACUUUACCGACCGGCGAAUUUGGAAGUAAAUAAGGGAUCAGGGGUAUCGCAGAACCGAUCGAUAGGCUUCCGGUUGGUAGUGUCAAAAUUUGGUGUCCUCGUGUCGUAAAUUCUUAAAUUUUGUGCCAGUUUGGUUUUCAAAGUGGAAUAUUUCUAUAGGGGGUGGUAGGUAUGUAAUCGAAAAACGCGUGGACUGACCAUUACCGCUCGAUAGACGCGUACACGGAAACACAAGAAAUCGUGAGCCUCUACCUGUAAAAAUUAGCUCGAUCGAGGAAUGAAAAAAAUUGCAAUCGUUCCGCUCGAUGCGGCUCAACGAGCACGCAAGGAACCGCUUUCGGCUUUAUUGAAGAAAUGUCAAUCGUGCCCCCAUGAACGAAUCUGCGCAACUUCUCGACAUAGGAAAGAGCAGGAAAGAGGUCCUCGGCGCUGACGUGGGAUGGAUCGUAGGGGUUACGA
This is a messenger RNA of Orussus abietinus, 2638 nucleotides long. RefSeq lists its product as uncharacterized. The record is from RefSeq and is a predicted model, not a curated record. Lineage: Eukaryota; Metazoa; Arthropoda; Insecta; Hymenoptera; Orussidae. The transcript is spliced from 6 exons. Bases 97 to 1788 code for a protein of 563 amino acids.